GUCUAGUGUUGAAAUGCCUCCCUUUAAGCCCCACAGUCACUGUCACCUGUAAACAAAUUAAAUCAGUGUUUUGAAUUGCAAAGUGUAACACUAAACCAUACUUCCUCAUAACUCCUUUGUGGGGGACACACAAGUGAGGAAGUUCUUAUAAGACGGUGUUAGGACUAGGGACGUUAGUUCGGGGAUAGUUUUUAUCCGCCGUGAGAGUUAACUACAGAAAGAUCUACACCUAUCUAUUAUGUUUGUUACAUUUCAGACAUGUACAUGCCACGCAAUGAAGCGUCGAGCAGUGCAGCUCUUGUCACUCUACUUUUCCUUGUUGUAAGUUGCACAGGAGAGUGGAGCGGAGACCCGUCAUUUUCCAAGGGCAGGAUUCGGGUGACCUGGGACGGCACCAAUGUGGAUGAUUCAUUCGUAAAAUACGUGGUGCAGCUAUAUCAGGUUAACGGCACCAUCCCAAAUUGCAGUGACGCGUACUUACCGUGGGAACCAAAGACACAUGAAAUUCCAAGAUACGAGCUAAAAGAAACCACUUUCAGUGGCUUACAGCCGGGAACCUUCUAUUGUCGCAACUGUACGAUUGUGACCAAAAAUGGCACAAAAAGCUGUGGGAUCUUGCAACCAAUACGUACGGUUCUUAUCAAUUCGACUGAUCAGGAUGACAGGAUCUUCAACUCUACAUCAGUCACAGACAGCACAAUCAGAAUCAAAUGGUUAAACUUCACAGAGCAGAGUCGGCGCAGUUCUUUCUUAGUCUUGUAUUUCUUGUAUUACAAGCUCGACAUCUCACCACGAGAGUAUGAAACAGACACUCCGCAGGUUUUCUGGAAUGAGACCGACCUGGAGGCAGAAUUUGCUGGACUGACACCAGGGAAGGAAUAUCAAAUUCAGUUGGAAACGGUCGGCAUAAACAAUGUGAAGAAUGUGCGGAAAGGUUAUAGUUUAGAGGAUUCCAUGAUGAGGUACAUCACCCUUGCCAUCAUCAGCACAGAUCCUUCUCCGGUGAAACAGGUGUCAGUCCUCACCACAGAUUCGACAUCAGUGACCUUGAACCUGGUACCUCCGACUGAAGGGUCUGUAGACCUGUUCCAACUACAGGCGAGUUCACCACAUCACACCAGCCCUCUGAUUGACGUGCCUUUACCGAAGAACACUCCGACAGGUGUCACAACAACUAUUUACAACUUGCAACCAAGAACUGUGUACAACCUGACAGUUACAACAGUUGCCAACGGCAAGACGGGAAAGGCCAGGUUUGCUACCUUCAAGACAGAGGCUGUCCACAUCGACCCAAAGCUUGUUGGCUCGUUAACCUCUGUUCUCGUAGUUGUUGUGAUCGCCGCAGCCAUCUGUGCUGUACAGAUAGUCAAGCGCCUGAGAUACAAGUUAGACCCGACACAGCUAUUCAAGGAAGUCCUUGAGGACAUAGUCGGGUCUGAGAAGAUGGAGCCAUGGCUGAAGAACAGAAGGGAUCUGUUUCUUGAUGAUCUGAUCGGAGAGGGAGAAUUCGGCCACGUGAGGAAGGGUGUGCUGAGGGAAGAAGGACAACAGGCCGUCAUUGUAGCUGCCAAGACGCUCAGAGUGGACCGAGCAAACGAGAUGACCUACCGAGACUUCGCCAAGGAAGCGAGCCUGCUGGUGGAGGUCAACGACGAUGGCGGUCACGUGAACAUCAUCGGUCUGAUUGGUCUGGUGAUUGACGGGGUGAAAAAGAAAGAUCCAAGGUACAUUCUUGUUGAGUACGCUGAGCCAGGGGAGUUGCUCUGGUACCUGCUCAGUGUUCAGAACAGCCGGCACCAGGAUGGCUUCCCGCCGGGGUUAGGGCGACAGCUCACCGAGGUGGCCAUGGACAUCGCCCGGGGCAUGCUCGAGCUCAAACGCCGACGGAUCACCCACCGUGACCUGGCGUGUAGGAACAUCGUCCUGUGCUCUCCUGACGGACAGGCCGGCCGGCUGGUCGCCAAAAUUUCCGACUUCGGACUGGCCCGUGACGUGUACGUGACGACACAGUACAUGAGACAUCCACUGACCAACCUGCUACUCCCUAUCAAGUGGAUGGCAAUAGAGUCUCUGAUUGAGGGUGUUUACAGCUGUAAGAGUGACAUGUGGGGGUUCGGAGUCGUCCUGUGGGAGAUAGCAACUCUGGGUGGAACACCUUACCCGGAGGUUUGUGGGUACGAGACACUGGUGACCAGGCUCCGGCGCGGGUACCGCCUGCAGAAACCGAACGGCUGCUCGGACGAGCUGUAUGAAGUGAUGAACCUCUGCUGGCUGGAUGACCCGGAUGUAAGACCCACGCCUGACGUAACGGAGGACAUGUUGGAACAACUGCUGCAGCAGGACAAGGCUUUCUUUCCUGAGACCUAAGAUCAAGAAAGAGCGACCAACAAGUCUGCGUUCCCGAGUUCUGCGUUUUGAACAAAUUCUGUCAUUGU
Branchiostoma belcheri (Belcher's lancelet) is the source of this 2435-nucleotide messenger RNA. RefSeq names its product angiopoietin-1 receptor-like. The record is from RefSeq and is a predicted model, not a curated record. Gene Ontology annotation, biological process: positive regulation of kinase activity; protein phosphorylation; cell surface receptor protein tyrosine kinase signaling pathway. The transcript is spliced from 19 exons. Gene Ontology annotation, molecular function: transmembrane receptor protein tyrosine kinase activity; ATP binding; protein binding. Gene Ontology annotation, cellular component: signaling receptor complex. NCBI's taxonomy places the organism in Eukaryota, Metazoa, Chordata, Leptocardii, Amphioxiformes, Branchiostomatidae. The coding region runs from base 259 to 2367 and encodes 702 amino acids.